Messenger RNA from Toxotes jaculatrix (banded archerfish), 1488 nucleotides. RefSeq names its product transmembrane protein 187 (gene tmem187). Bases 102 to 905 code for a protein of 267 amino acids. The record is from RefSeq and is a predicted model, not a curated record. Gene Ontology annotation, cellular component: transport vesicle. The transcript has a single exon. Lineage: Eukaryota; Metazoa; Chordata; Actinopteri; Toxotidae.
ACAACAACAGCACAGACUUUUGAUCCCAGUCAGAAAAGUCGGAGAGAAAGUUGCAGCGCUCAGAGCUUCAGUCAGUCCACACAUACUGUGGGACAUGUGUGAUGAAGACAGCGGCAGUCAUGAAGUCCGCUCUGCUUCACGUGCUGCUGCCGUUCUUGCUCUGUGUCGCCUUGGCGAACACCAGCCUGUUCGACGAAGUUAAAGUGGACUUGUCUUAUGCACAUUAUGCUGAGCCACGGGUCGACUAUCUGCCCACGCUCCUGGCCAUGCCCUGUAACUGUCUGGUGAACCUGGCUUAUGUCUGCCUGGGGCUGUACUGGCUGCUGCGGCAUGGAGGCGGCAAAGAGACGGAACAGAGUCGCUACUUGAGGCAAGUGUUUGCCUUCAUGGCGGUCUUUUACGCGCCUGUCCAGUGGACACGCUUGGCGGUGCUGCGGCGCGCUCCCGCCGUGCUCGACCAGUGGUUCACCUUGCCGAUCUUCGCGUGGGUUCCGGUGUGGAUCCGCUUUAUCGAACACGGGCCGGCGAAGUGGCGCGCGUCGCAUGCGGCAGCUGUCGAACUGCUUUCUCUCUCCAGCUACGGCCUGGCGCUGGCGCACGAGCGCGGUUUCGAGGUGGCGCUGGGCUGUCACGUCGGCCUCGCGGUGUACCGAGGAGUUCGCCUGCAGUUCGCGCGCGGGGACGGUCGCACGCGGGGAUAUCUGCUGCUGGCGAUGCUGUCUUGUGCGGGGUUCGUGGUGCUGAAGCUGCUGGACCACUGGCUCGCUCGGUUCCAGCUGUUCCAGCGGUUCACCGGACACUUCUGGUCUAAAGUGUGCGACGUGCUGCAGUUCCACUUCAGCUUCUGCUUCCUGAGCACACUGACACACAGGGUCCGGGGAAAGACCGCAGCACAGCUGGAGUGAAAGACAAGCACGGACGAGGAGCAGUUCACCAGCUAAACUCUCUCAGAUCAGUUAGGAGCCAGUAAAGACAAUAACACCUUCUGGGUUGCCAGGUUCUGGCAAAGCCUCCUCCUGCAGACACUAUGUCUUUUCAGCUCUUGAAUUCAUCAGAGAGACCUGUCCAAUGGACAGUUUGACCACUGAUCUUCUGCCUCUUAUGCAAGAGGCCUGUGGACAUCUGGACCAAACUCCAUCUAGAAGCUAACUGUUUAUAAUCUCAGAGCAAUUGCAACAGGGAUUUCUCUCAGUUUUCUGAAUGUUUUCAAAUCAAAUAAUGAAUCAAUUUAAUCAAAAUCAAUCAAUCAAAACCAAAUAAUCAGUAGAUUAACCCAUAAUUAAAAUAACCAUUAGCUGCAGUGAUAUAUAUGUAAUAAAGAUUCAACCAACUACAACAGUAAAAUGCUGUUUCCACAUAAAUGCGUGAGGAAUAAUAAUCUUAUUAUAUAAUAUACAAUAGUAAACCAGUGAACAGGGGCAUUCUUCUGCUUUGAGUAAUGUGCUGACUGCAGUUGUUUACUUGUGGAGUAAAUAAAUAACUAUUAGU